Molecule: messenger RNA, 2350 nt
Organism: Camponotus floridanus (Florida carpenter ant)
Lineage: Eukaryota; Metazoa; Arthropoda; Insecta; Hymenoptera; Formicidae
Product: dnaJ homolog subfamily B member 6
Exons: 8
Coding region: 287-1267 (326 amino acids)
Cellular component (GO): cytoplasm; nucleus
Molecular function (GO): protein folding chaperone; Hsp70 protein binding
Source: RefSeq, a predicted model, not a curated record
UUCGAGCUCUUAGAAACGAGUAAACUUUCGAAGAGAAGCGCUCUUUGCCAUCAUUUCGCAUCAAACAUUCGCACGUUCUAAAUUCGAUGCCAAGCCAGCAGCUACGUGCGAAGGCAUGUAAAAGUACGUGUGCUCUAUUAUGUAUCGGCUAAAGCGUCAUCGAGUAUCAGCGUAACCAAUCGAAGAAAUUCAAGUACAUGUCAGUUACUUUCGGUUGUUGAUAAAGCGUGCGCUCGUACGUUGCAGAAGGUGGUUUCCUAAGUCCUGAUUCCGAACGUGCCGAACGAUGGUCGACUACUACAAAGUGCUCGAAGUACAACGGAAUGUUUCCAGUGCUGAUAUAAAAAAGGCGUAUAGAAAAUUGGCAUUGAAAUGGCAUCCAGACAAGAAUCCCGAUAAUUUGGAAGAGGCAAAUAGAAGAUUCAAGGAAAUCUCGGAAGCUUAUGAAGUUUUGAGCGAUGAUGUGAAGAGACGCAUUUACGAUCAGCGCUUAUAUCAGAAGGCAGCAUCAAGGCCCGGCCGUGGAUUCACCUUCCGGAGUUUCUUUGAUUCUCCUUUCCAGCGAUAUUUCGAAAAAAAGAGGCGUGUUUACGAUCAAUAUGGCAAAGAAGGUCUUCAAAUGCCCGGAAGCAAAGGACGAGAUGACUUUGAUCCGCACUUUGCCGGCACGUUUGUUUUUAGAGAUCCCGAGGAAGUAUUUAGGGAAUUUUUCGACGGUAUGCCCUUUGAAGAUUUAUUUGCCGGUUUUCAUGGUUCUUCUCGGAGAGGCCCUACGGGGAGACAUGGUCACCCGGCUAGUAAUAGUCUGAGCACUUCCUUCUUUGGUCCCUUCGGAUUCGGCUUUCGUUUGCCGUUCGAUAAUCUAAUGGAGAAUACUGGAGCCGCCGGAGCAAACUUUACCUCUUUCAAUACUUUUACUAGUUUCGAUGGAGCGAGCGGUGGUGCUGCUGUGAAACGUACCAGUACCUCGACUCGUUUCAUCAACGGAAAGAAAAUUACGACCAAAAAAGUCUUUGAAAAUGGGAAAGAAACUAUAAUGUCUUACGAAAACGAUGUACUGAAAUCGAAGACGGUGAACGGCGUACCACAGUCAAUAACGUUCGACGAAGCAUCAACGAGUCGUCAAGUCUGUGAGAACAUCAAUGAUAACACGAUGGGUAGCCACAGCUCGAAUGCGAUCCACAGCGACUAUCUAAAAGCUAGCAGAAUAAAGACGCGUCAUCAUCCGCACAUGAGUAAGAAGCACGAUAGAAGUAAGAGGAAAUAGAUUGCUCUUGUCAAGUUCCUUAUAUAUGCAAAUCGACAAGUAUGCGCUCCUAAUGUACUCGAUUGAUGUAAUUUUUUUCAAAUUUUCAUUUUACAUAUACAUGUCACUAUUAUCCAUCAUCUACCAUCUAAUGAAAGUUUAAAAAACAAAAUAUUACCAAUUUAUAUAUCAAAUUAUUAUUACAUAAAAGGGGGAGAGAGAGAGAGAGAAAGAGAGAGAGGGAGAAAGAAUAUAAUAUCCUAUAAUGCAAUUGGUUUUUGACAUAUCCACGCGGUUCGGUUAUAAUAAAAUUCAUUUCAAAAGACAAGAUUUUUGUCAGCUUUUGGUUUCGAAAGCGAAGCGGCGCGCUAUCUGUUGUCGUUGAAUCAUUUAGUUUCGUAAAGCAAUGAGCUGUUCGAGUCGAGUUUGGGUACUCGUGAUAGCGUAUCGCUUACGCUGCUAAUCCAAACUUUACAAUUUGCAAGUAACAUCCAAGCCUUGUCCUCUAUCAAUAGCUGUAAAACGUAACCGAUGGCGUUCGCGCUAACUUAAAUCUCGAUUAAAUUAGAUAUCGCUAGGUUACAGAACUGACGCAAACUUAUAAUUUCUCAAACAAAAAUGUCUUGUACAUCUUUCGUAUCGGUUAAUAAUAGGUAUAAUUUAUUUUCGUUGCUGCGUAUUUUUAUUGUCGCGUUGGCUAUAGCGUUAUUUACCAAUUUAAGUUUUAGCUAAAUACAUACAGACACACGGCGAGAUAUAUCAUUGAAAGUGUGUUAGGAAAUUGUUUUCUUUGAUUAGUUAUUUCCAUAUGUGUAUAUAAUGAUAAGAAAAAAAUGUUAUAUGUAAAAAUACAUUAUUAAUAUACACUAAUGUCUUGAGUCGGUAUGAGUGAAACUUUAGUACGGGACUGAAACGCAAACGGCAAAAGUUAAAUUAUUGUUUGUUAAGAAGGGAAAAUGAUUGUGACCGAAAGAUAUAUGCCAGAAGUAAUUUUAUGCUGACUGUAAUAAAGUAGAUACAAGAUUUAUAAAUGAACGGAACAAAAAUGUGCACCCUAUACAAGUGCGUGUAGUUGCUGAACAAUACAAAAUUGAUAUCAUACUA